UUCAACUUUCCCAAUUUCUCCGCAAAUUCUAAAUUUCAACACCAGAAAUUGGAAGGUAGGGUUUUGUAUUAUACAAAUCAGUUCAAACAUUAUCGGCGACCUAUCUAGAAGUUGAUCCGACUCCAUAGCCAGAGCUUCGACUGCCGCAUUUCGUCUGAAUCCCCGAGUUUGCCGGCCAGUUGCAGCGUUCGGUAGCGGUUUUGAGUUUCGCCGGUAUUCGGUCAGAAUUGAGGUUUUCUGCGGGAAGCUGCCGAUUGUUAGUUCUGGUCACAACUUUUAGGUUUGCAAUAAACUGCUAAGUGCAUGUGAAGUGUUAUUGAGAAAGCCGAGAUGAGAUGCAAUGCCUGCUGGCGAGAAUUGGAAGGACGGGCUGUCACUACUACCUGUGGUCAUCUCUUGUGCACAGAAGAUGCAAGCAAGAUUCUCAGUAAUGACGGUGCUUGCCCCAUCUGUGAUCAAGUGCUCUCCAAAAGUCUAAUGAAGCCUGUGGAUAUCAAUCCAAAUGAUGAAUGGGUAAAUAUGGCCAUGGCUGGAGUAUCUCCUCAGAUACUGAUGAAGAGUGCAUACAAGAGUGUAAUGUUCUAUAUGGGGCAAAAGGACUUAGAGAUGCAAGUCAAGAUGAAUAAGGUAGUUGGUCAGUGCCGUCAGAAAUGCGAGGCCAUGCAAGAGAAAUUCACCGAGAAAAUGGAGCAGAUUUACACCGCAUAUCAGAAAAUGACCAAGAGGUGUCAGAUGAUGGAGCAAGAGUUGGAGAAUCUGACAAAAGAUAAACAAGAGUUGCAGGAGAAGUUUUCGGAGAAAUGCAGGCAAAAGAGAAAACUCGACGAGAUGUAUGAUCAAGCAAGAAAUGAGAUCGAGUCAAUGAAACGCACAGCAAUUCAGCCUGCGCACCAUUUUUUCCAAAGACCAGAGCCUGAUUUGUUCACAAACUCAGCUGCUAGGCUGGACAACAGAGAUACCAUCAGGAAAGAUUGGUCGAUUCUCACUCCUGACACUCCAGGGCCAAGGGACGACAUGUGGUCGGCGAGACACAACAGCUCAAAUUCGACAUUCGACAUUUCUGGUGGCUCACCGGCAAGACAGCCGGCCAUGCCGACUGAGACAGGUAACAACAGGAUGCAUGGUGGUGGUGGUCAAGCUCCUUUUGGCACCAGACAUGGGCCCGCAACAGGAAAUCCUUCGAUGACUCUCAGAAAUCUCAUUCUUUCCCCGAUAAAGCGUCCUCAGCUCGCUCGUAGCCGGCCUCAGAUGUUUACGUUGUAGAUAGCAGAGGUCUGCCAGCCGUGGGCCUGUUGCAAGUUUUUAGCCUUUAUAUGCCCUUCUGUGAUGUUUUCUUGUAAGAAAAACUGCAUAAGAACUGUAGAUACGAUUUUUACUCUGUGUUGUAAGAUACAUCUCAACUUUGUGUUUGCUAUACAAAUCCCAAAUGAUCGACAGCUCUGGAA
Striga asiatica is the source of this 1445-nucleotide messenger RNA. Lineage: Eukaryota; Viridiplantae; Streptophyta; Magnoliopsida; Lamiales; Orobanchaceae. The record is from the annotation of a GenBank genome assembly.